GCCUUGGAACGGGCAGAAUUUGACGCCGCUGGCUCUGGUGAAACCAUAAGGCUUGAUUUGAACCCGAUACAAAUGUCUUUGGCCGUAGCAGAUCUGGCCAAACUGAGAUUUAUCAAGCAGGAUCCUCACAUGGUGUUCUCCAAGUUGCUGCGUUCAAUUUCAGACGUGUCUCCUUCUCUUGGUGGUUUGGCUGUCUGCCACGUGGUGUGUGCCCUGGCCAGGGCGAGCGAUGCAAGGACCCUUUCAUGGAGAAGCAAGAAAGUCCUGACAGUCCACACCAACGAAGAUAGCUUUCAGAUGUUGCUUUUAAACAAGCUGGAGGCGCAGCUUUUGAAUAGAAUGGAUGAGUUGCAGCCGCAGGGCCUCUCGGCCAGUGCUGCCGCUUUCGUGAAAUUGCGCCGUUGUAGCCAGGAGCUUUUUGCCGGGUUGGCAAGAGUCUCAAUGCGUUGCUUGGCCAGCUUUUCCCCUGAGGAUUUUGCAAUGAUGUCUUCAGCUCUUGGCGCCGUGCCCGAUGCUUUCAGCAGCUCUUGGAGCUGUAGCCUGUUGGAGCAGCUUGGGGAGCACGCAGCCCGUUCGUUGACGCAAAGCUCAUGGUCGCCCAGGCAAGUGGCGCAAGUGUUUCGACCGUUUGCAUCGCAAGCGCUUCCAGAAGGCCUGCUGACAGCCGCUGUAGGGCACUUCAGGACCGAAGCGAAGAAUUAUUCUCCACGAGACGUGGCUAAAUUCCUCUCCGGCAUCGGUUCUGCCACACGAAACAAGGACUUCGCGGCAGUGUUGUGGGGUGCGUUGAAACCUCGCCUGGCAGCGCGAAAUCCAGCUUCAGGCGCCGAGACACUCGCUAUGGCACAAGCCCUGGCGCAAUUGCGACACGUGAUCCCUGCGUCCCAGUUGAGGCAUCGCUUCCGUUUUCUCAGCCGCAGUUUGCGUCGAGCUGUUGACUGCCAACUUCUUCAGCCACAUGAGCAGGCAACUGCGCUGCAAAUAUGGGCUCUUCUUGGCUUGAGGGAUUGGCCAUUGUUGGCCAAACUGGCUGGCAGAGGCUUGGAGGCUCUGGCGGCAAACACUGUCUUGCGCCUUACAGAUGGCGCAGAUACUAUUCUCCCAGCACACCCUGAGGAUUUGUCUGAAGCAAUCUAUGCCUUUGCAAAACUUGGGGCACCAGACCUUGUUCCUGGAGCCUGUCGACCACCAGUUUCAGGGUUUUUGCUUCGAGCCAUGAAGGUGCUCGAUGCUGCGGAUGCCGUUGUGAGGUUGUCAGAGCGAGGGCUGCAACAGCUAUUGUUGGGCAUCGCCCUGUCUGGCCCUUCAGAAGAAGCUCCUUUGGCACGUUUUCCCGCGCAGGCUUUUGCAGAAAGGCCUAGAAGCAUGGUUCCCGUUUCCCAGCGCUCAAAAAGUCUCAGAGGAGUUUCGGUCGAGAUCCGCUUUGCAAAUCUCAGGCUGGAUGCUGCCAGUGAAACGGCCCGUCUCGUGACGAACUGCGCUGCACUGGAAUUUUGGUUAACAUCAGACGAACUGUCGCCAGAGCCUGCGGAAUUCUUUUCCGACUGCUUGAAAAUCAAUGAGGCAGAGCCAAAAGCAUCUUUACGGACCUUGGAGCUCAAUGUGCUCACGGCCUUGGAGCGAUUCUUGAAAACUAAUCCAAGUGAAGAAGACGUGCCGCCUUCCAUAUCAAUCAUGCAUCAGACACCAGUGGGCGAUAUCAAGUUAGCCAUCCCAUCAUGGAACGUGGCUAUCAUGGUGGGCCUCCCUCCGGAUUUUUUUCAGCGUCCACCAGCUGACAGUGGCUGGGGAAGCACCGGUGAAAAUGAAUUAGAUCACGGAGCCUUGCCUGGCGAUUUCGUGCACAGUCUGGGAGAAACUGUUGAGCUGGAAGCUCCUUGUGACGAAAGGACGCCCAUGCCAAAUUCAAGCCAGCAUGGUGGGCCGGACAAUUGCUUGCUGGACUGGCAAAGGUUGCCAGCGCUCAGAAUACGGCUCUUGAAGUGUCCUUCCUCAAGGAGGCACUUUAAGACCUUUGCCCAACAGCAGCCGUGCCGACAACAUGGCUGCAGAGUUGAUCUCCAGUUGAUUAGCAGCAGAUUUAAGCCAGGCGAUGGCAGGCCGUGCACGGAACUGGCGGCCUGGGGCCUCUUUCAUUUUGUCGGCCACGAAGAUCUGAUAAGAUAUCCAAUGCCACCGACUUUGAAUUGGAUUUCUUUGCACCAUCCAAUGAAAGCGGCUUUGCCACUGCUGCAUGAGUCGCAUGACAUCCAUUUUGCUUGGUUUAUUGCCGUUUCAAGAUUUGCCCAUACUGCCAAGGAAAUCCAAGGAAUGAUUCUACAUGUUUGCUGGAAGUGGCAUGCAAUCAUAUGCAAUAAUAUACUCAAAUGA
Molecule: messenger RNA, 2370 nt
Organism: Durusdinium trenchii
Lineage: Eukaryota; Dinophyceae; Suessiales; Symbiodiniaceae
Source: the annotation of a GenBank genome assembly